AUGCCGAUCACCUUCGACCGCCGUGACCACUGGGUCCACCUGCCCAAGCUGGGUGCUUACCCCCUCGUGGUCAGUUCGGUGGUCAGCCAGGUCCGCCUGGCCAAAGUACUCGUCGACGGUGGCAGCACCCUCGAUAUCAUCUUCGCCAGCAUGUUGGAGAGCAUGGGAUAUGACAUGACUACCUUGGUGCCAUCCGACCAGGCCUUCUACCGCUUCAUCCCUGGAGCCGGGUCGACCCCAGUCGGCCUUGUCACCCUGCCGGUCACCUUCGGCACUCAGACCAACUACCGCACCGAGUACGUCAACUUCGAGGUCGCCGAGUUCGAGACCUCCUACCACGCCAUCCUGGGAAGACCCUCUCUCGCCAAAUUCAUGGCAAUUCCCAACCACACAUAUCUUCUCCAGAAGAUGCCAGCUCCAAAGGGGGUCCUCUCAGUCUAUGGAGAUCUGCAUACAUCAUACGCGUGCGAAGCACAUAACAUCAAGCUCCCUGACACCCUGGAACGAUCCAGGAACUCGGUUCUUGUUGCCCAGGCAGCAAAGAACCUCCCGGCGGACCAGCAGCAGAUCCCCGCCAAGGAGUCGACUUCUGAGUCGCAGCUCGCACCAGCCAUGGCGACCAAGACCAUCGUCCUCAGGGAUGAUGAGCCGCACAAGACCGCCGUGAUCGGGGCCAGCCUCGACCCGGCAUAG
This is a messenger RNA of Panicum virgatum (switchgrass), 693 nucleotides long. RefSeq lists its product as uncharacterized. The record is from RefSeq and is a predicted model, not a curated record. The coding region runs from base 1 to 693 and encodes 230 amino acids. Lineage: Eukaryota; Viridiplantae; Streptophyta; Magnoliopsida; Poales; Poaceae. The transcript has a single exon.